UCCCAGGAAGUGGCCAGAAGGGUUAGUGUGUGGUGAAGUAGACAUACAAAGAUGUCAGGAAGGAAACAUCUGCUUUGGAAAGCAGGGCUAAACGCCUGAAAUACCUUGAUUAAAACGACCUACGUUAAAGGCCCCACGCCACUUCCCCCAUGGUUUUCCUUUGACUGUCUUUAAGGUAAAAUGGGCCUGAGCCACUCUAAGGCUCACCCGAGGGUGAUCAAAGUGGCACCUUUGCAAAACAAAGAGGAAGAGACACCCUCGGCUGGUCCUGCGGAGUUUGCAUUCACUCAGAACCUGGAAGAAAAGAGUACAUAUUCGCCGGCCAGACGGCAGGACCCGAGUAAAGCUUGGGAAGGGCAGUUGCCCCCGCUACGAGAGACCUGGUAUGGAAGAUAUUCUGCAGUGCCCAGGGCCAUGUAUUUUGACAUCCCACUGGAACAGGGAGAAACAAGUAUUAUUAAAAGGCAUCCACCCCGAAGACUUCAAAAGCUUGAACCCAUUGACCUGCCACAAGUAAUUACUUCUGAAAGGAUCUUGAGCCAGCGAGAACCCAGGACGACUCGCAAAGCAAAGCAGGAAUUGGAAAAGAAGAUGCAAAUUCCAAUGUAUACUUCUGGGAAAAGACAAUAUUUACAUAAGAUGCAAAUGCUGGAAAUAAACCGGAAAAGACAAGAGGCCCAAGUGGAGUUGAAGAAAAGUCUUCACAGGGAGGCGAGGAUUAAUAAGGAGAAACCGAGGGACCGCACAGCCAAGAAAAUCCUUGACAGCAGCCCCAGAGAUGACGGUGACUUUCUAACCGUGUUGCCUGAUGAAACCUUAAACCCAAGUCCAGGAAAUUCACAGAAUGCAGAAUUUUUAGAACAUCAUUCAAGGAAUGACUAUGGUCCCCGGAAAAUUGGCAAAAUGGAAACAUGGCUCCGUGAACAAGAGGCCCGGGGACAGCUGCUCUGGGACAGCUCUAGCUCUGACUCUGAGGAGUUGGGGAAAGUCGUGAAGAAACCACGAGCCCUGGUGAGGACCAGGACAGAGAGAAUCCCACCUUUUGACGAGUUUUUUGAUCGAGAAUAA
Molecule: messenger RNA, 1068 nt
Organism: Myotis myotis
Lineage: Eukaryota; Metazoa; Chordata; Mammalia; Chiroptera; Vespertilionidae
Gene: CCDC198
Product: coiled-coil domain containing 198
Exons: 6
Coding region: 181-1068 (295 amino acids)
Source: RefSeq, a predicted model, not a curated record